This is a messenger RNA of Platichthys flesus (European flounder), 1892 nucleotides long. RefSeq lists its product as uncharacterized. The coding region runs from base 129 to 1118 and encodes 329 amino acids. The record is from RefSeq and is a predicted model, not a curated record. Lineage: Eukaryota; Metazoa; Chordata; Actinopteri; Pleuronectiformes; Pleuronectidae. The transcript has 7 exons.
UCCCCUGUGUUGUGAUGUAAAAUAGUCAGUGGCGAAGCAGCUCGAGAGAAACUCCAGGUCACAGUGAACCGGUUUCAGAGAAAGUUUUCUGUGUGCAGUGAAUCUGGUUGUAACUGAUAGGCUGAAGCAUGCAGAACUACAGAGAGGCCGUGAAGGACUUUGUGGACAACCACAAGGUCGGUCUCACGUUUGCUGUCAUCGCAGCUGCUGGCGCGCUGACCUUCCGUAGAUGGAUGGCUGGCAGAGUUUGCUGUAGCAAGGUCAGGCUGGAUGGGAAAACAGUCCUGAUCACAGGAGCCAACACUGGCAUUGGGAAGGAGACGGCCCUGGACAUGGCCCAGAGAGGGGCCAGAGUGAUCCUCGCCUGCAGGGACAUGACCCGAGCCCGCAUCGCCGCCGACGAGAUCCGUCAGAAAAGUGGUAACGGCAAUGUGGUGGUAAAGAAACUGGACCUGAGCUCACUGCAGUCCGUCAGAGACCUGGCCAAAGACAUCGGGGAGAGCGAGGACCACUUGGACAUCCUCAUCAACAAUGCAGGUAUCAUGAUGUGUCCAAAAUGGAAGACCGAGGACGGCUUUGAAAUGCAGUUUGGUGUCAACCACCUGGGUCAUUUCCUCCUCACCAACAGUCUCCUCGACUUGCUGAAGAAGUCGACUCCAAGUCGCGUUGUCAUCGUCUCCAGCAUGGCACACGAGAGAGGUCAGAUACACUUUGAUGACAUUAACCUGGAUAAAGACUAUAACCCUAAGAAGAGCUAUGGCCAAAGUAAACUGGCCAAUGUGCUCUUCGGCAGAGAGCUGGCUGCAAGACUGGAAGGCACCGGUGUGACAGUGUACAGCCUUCACCCUGGGGUCAUCCGCACAGAGCUAGGCCGCCACAUUUUCCCCACCUUAUCACUGUUGGUGAGGAUCAUAGCAAAGCCACUUACAAUGAUGCUCAAAAGUCCCUGGGAAGGAGCCCAGACCACCAUCCACUGCGCUGUGGACGAGAGCCUGGCAAACGUCAGCGGCCUCUACUACAGUGACUGUGCUCCCAGAACGGCGGCGCCACAGGCCCUGGAUGACGCCGCAGCCAAAAAGCUGUGGGACCUCAGUGCUUCUAUGGUCGGUCUGGCAUAACCAUCAUCAGCAUGCACUGCUUUUAUGACCUACCAACCAUGUUUACAUAAGUAAAUUCAUUUUAUUAUCUAUUCUGCAUUAUAGGUCAUUGCAGUAUCACUAAGAUUUGAUGAUAAGUAUAAAUUGCACUCUUUAUAAAAUCUCCUUAUUUACAUUUAUAGACCAGUAUAUAUAUUGAAAUCUUUUGUGUUGGUUUACAAAACAAAAUUAUGCUUGUUUUUCUAAUCUUACAUCUCAGGUAGUUGUUUGCAUUUGAAUGAGCAAUUCCUGUUAUACAGUUCACUUCAAACAUGUUUGCGAUUGGAAUGCUAAAAUGGUCAUUGCCAAACAAACCUUUUUUUAAUCCAUAUGAUCAGUGCUGCAGACUCCAGGAGACGCUCAAUGCAUCAAACUACUGUGUUUAUUAAUGGCACUUAACAGUAAUUACCAACAUACAGAUGAUUGUAAAGUUUCUGCUACAUCCUCACUGCAGAGACACAGACACAAAACAUGGAAAACAAAAGAAUAAUUUCCCAAAAAACUAAAAUGUUAGGAGGAUGACAGCCUGUAUGUGUCCAGGUUUAACAGGAACACUUUGCUGAGCGGUGAAAGUGACCUCAGGUGGUGAGAAGAUGGUUUUCCCUCAGAGGAGGGAUCUUCUUUAUAUACGGUGAAUGCUGCUUGUUUUUGGAGUUGGUUUUUGAGGUGAGGAUUACAUUAUCUGCCUGUAUUGACAAAUUGUACAACAGCUUACAUCACUAUUGCAGUGCUCUUGAAAUAAAUGUCUGAUUAAGA